This is a messenger RNA of Elephantulus edwardii (Cape elephant shrew), 1068 nucleotides long. It is a transcript of the gene CA12, whose product is annotated as carbonic anhydrase XII. The coding region runs from base 1 to 1068 and encodes 355 amino acids. Gene Ontology annotation, molecular function: zinc ion binding; carbonate dehydratase activity. The transcript has 11 exons. Lineage: Eukaryota; Metazoa; Chordata; Mammalia; Macroscelidea; Macroscelididae. Gene Ontology annotation, cellular component: plasma membrane. The record is from RefSeq and is a predicted model, not a curated record.
AUGCCCCAGAGCAGCCUGCACGCAGCCACUGUCCUGCUGCUUGUGAUCUUAAAGGAACAGCCUUCCAGUCCAGCCUCUCUCAAUGGAUCCAAGUGGAGUUAUGUUGGUCCCGAUGGAGAGAAGAGUUGGUUCCAGAAGUACCCAUCCUGUGGGGGCCUGCUGCAGUCCCCCAUCGACCUGCACAGCGACAUCCUCCAGUAUGAUGCCAACCUCACACCCCUCGAGUUUCGAGGCUACAACCUGUCUGCCAGCGAGUGGUUCACGCUGAUCAAUAAUGGCCAUUCAGUGAAGCUGAACCUGUCCCCGGACAUGCACAUCCAGGGCCUCCCAUCCCGAUACAGCGCCACGCAGCUGCACCUCCACUGGGGGAACCAGAAUAACCCCCAGGGCUCUGAGCACACUGUCAGCGGGAGGCACUUUGCUGCUGAGUUGCACAUUGUGCAUUAUAACUCGGACCUGUAUCCCAACGCCAGCGUCGCCAGCACUGAGUCAGAGGGCCUCGCUGUCCUGGCUGUUCUCAUUGAGAUGGGCUCCUUCAAUCCAUCAUAUGACAAAAUCUUCAGUCACCUUCAAGAUGUCAAGUACAAAGGCCAGCAGGUGCUCAUUCCGGGUUUCAACAUCGAAGAGCUGCUUCCCCAAAAGCCUGAUGAGUACUACCGCUAUCGAGGGUCCCUGACCACUCCGCCUUGCAACCCCACGGUGAUCUGGACUGUUUUCCGAAACCCUGUGCAGAUUUCCCAAGAACAGCUGCUGGCACUGGAGACUGCUCUGUACUGCACACAAAUAGAUGAUCCUGUCCCCAGAGAAAUGGUCAACAACUUCCGGCAGGUCCAGAAGUUUGACGAGAGGCUGGUGUAUGUCUCCUUCCACCAAGUACAAAUCCUUACCUCGGCGAGGCUGAGCGUGGGCAUCAUACUUUCUGUGGCGCUGGCCGGUGUUCUUGGCAUCUGUAUUGUCCUGGGAGUGUCCAUUUGGCUUUUCAGAAGGAGGAAGAGCAAAAAAGGAGACAGCAACAAGGGUGUCAUUUACAAACCAGGCAUCAAGAUGGAAACGGAGGCCCACGUCUGA